Parathielavia appendiculata is the source of this 648-nucleotide messenger RNA. RefSeq lists its product as uncharacterized. Lineage: Eukaryota; Fungi; Ascomycota; Sordariomycetes; Sordariales; Chaetomiaceae. The record is from RefSeq and is a predicted model, not a curated record. The annotation marks the transcript as partial. The transcript has a single exon.
UCGGCAGCUACCUUCCCCGACGAUCAACUCCCGCUCGAGCCACAAGUCACCCCCGGCUGGGCCGUCUCCGGCACCAUCCUCACCAUCACAGGCAUCAUCUACGCCCUCGUCGGCGUCAGGGGAAAGCGGUUGCAAACCUUCUUCAGCACCGCCUUCCUGGCAGCCCUCGGAACGACCGUGCUGAUUCUCUACCUCAUGACCCCACCCGUCAGUCACGCCGUCCAGGGCGCCUUCGUAAUCGCCGCGGUCUGCACGGGAGCCGCCCUCGGCGGCCUGGCCCUCCUUUUCCGAGACCUCACCGAGUGUCUGGGCUGCGCCCUCGGCGGCUUCUGCCUGAGCAUGUGGCUGCUGACGCUCCGUCCCGGCGGACUCGUGGGCCCAGAUCAAUCUACUGGUGGGAAGAUCGUCUUCAUCGCGGCUUUUACUUGUGCGGGGCUGUGCCUGUACUUCAGCCGUUGGACAAGGACGCACGGCCUCGUGGCGGGUAUUUCGUUUGCCGGGUCGACGGCGGCUAUUUUGGGAAUCGACUGCUUCAGCCGCGCCGGGCUCAGGGAGUUUUGGGCGUAUAUCUGGGCGGUGAAUGGGGCGUUGUUUCCUGAGGGGGUUGAUUCGUACCCGCUCACCCGCGGCAUCCGCGUCGAGCUCGCG